This is a messenger RNA of Malaya genurostris, 608 nucleotides long. RefSeq lists its product as uncharacterized. The transcript is spliced from 2 exons. The record is from RefSeq and is a predicted model, not a curated record. Bases 75 to 536 code for a protein of 153 amino acids. NCBI's taxonomy places the organism in Eukaryota, Metazoa, Arthropoda, Insecta, Diptera, Culicidae.
UCCGAACUUAACCUGUAUAAAUACCGGGAUUAGCUACUCACAGCACUAGUUUCAAACAAUCUUUGGCAGCCAACAUGCACAAGCUUCUGACCAUUGUCGUCGUCGCCAGUGUCGCCAUUCCGACACUGACGGUUGCAUACACUCCGUUCCGUUCCUGUCCAAAUGAAGCACCCACACCGGAAACCUUUGAAAUCGAAGGCUGCACGGAACUGCCCUGUACCAUCACCCGUGGUCAGAAGCUGGUCGGCAUUGGCCGUAACCUGGUGAGCCCGUUGUCCACCAGCACCGUCGAGGCUUCCAUUAAGUUCUAUGCCGGUGGGUUAGAUCUGGGCGUUACCACGCCUCCGGAGAUUGCCGAUGCUUGCGCCAAUGGAAUCGAUUCCUGUCCGUUGGUGGAAGGGGAGUCGUUCGAUUAUACCUUCUCCAAGGACGACAUCCAGAUGGACAUUGCCGACAUCACCGUGCAGAUACGGGUUGCUCUAGUGGACGGAGCGGUUGAUAUCGGUUGCAUUGAAUUUGAUGGAACAAUUGUUUAAGACUGGGUCAGUUGCAGUCUGUUUGGAGUUUCGUGAUUUUAUAAAAUAAAUGAACGAAUAUAAUUAAAAAAA